Messenger RNA from Hypomesus transpacificus, 2574 nucleotides. RefSeq names its product caspase recruitment domain-containing protein 19-like. Gene Ontology annotation, cellular component: mitochondrion. The transcript has 6 exons. NCBI's taxonomy places the organism in Eukaryota, Metazoa, Chordata, Actinopteri, Osmeriformes, Osmeridae. The record is from RefSeq and is a predicted model, not a curated record. Bases 186 to 725 code for a protein of 179 amino acids.
UUUCAUUUCAAUACUAGAGUCAUUUCAGGUCAAUGUCGAAUGUAAACCACCGCAAGAUGUUAAGCGUUUUUGAUCCACAUCUUAAUUUUGUUUCUCCCAUUUCCUGAGAAACUUAACGCCCCUCCCACUGAGUUCCUGAUGGUCUCAAGGGGAGUGGCCAAACAAAGGACAGAGAGGACUCUACAAUGGGAGACACCUUCCAUGACCAACUACUGGAGGACAGCCGGUUCCUCAAAUCCGACAGAAGGCUGGACACAGAACUGGUGGACAAACUCAUCCUUCAGCUCAACAGGAUCUACCCGCAGAUUCUCUCAGACAAGGAGGCCACCAAAUUCAGGGAUCUUGACGUUCCCACCUGCGUCCGUCUGUCAGAACUGCUCUACCACCUGCAGGGGAGAGGAGAGGAGGCCUGCCGGGAGUUCUACAGGGCGCUUCACCUGCACGUGGAGGAGGUGUACUACAGCCUGCCCACGCGCCUCCGCCUCAGAGAUGACCCCUUCAGUGUUCCACUGGUAAAGUCCAAUCAGAGAUAUGCGUUAAAUGACAAAGGUCCUCUGUUCUUCCUGGGUUGUUUCAGCGUUGCCGUGGGAAUGGCCAUGUUGUAUUACUACGGAGAGUCCAGAGUGACUGGGGGCAGUCGGGCCCUGGGCUUGGUGGCUCUGGGGCUGGGAAGAACGGCCAGAGAGGUGCUCAUAUGGUACUCCGAAGACAACAUUAGCAUGUAAUGGUGCUGUGUGGCCGACAUCCCUCUUCCACUCUUCCACCUCAAGGCAGAAGCAUGGGAUUGGUGUAAGUGAGGCACAUCACAAUGGUCUGUGUCCAAUCCUGUAUGCUUUGAAUCACUUCUGGGUCCAGGACACAGGGAUGAGGGUGGGCAGUUGGGAUGAAAUUACUACAGGGGCGUUUCAGGAUGACACUACACCACACUGUUUCAGGGGCAGAUCACUUCUCUGUAUAUACUGUAUGUACCCCGGUCACUGGUACCAGAAACCCUUCUUAUGUAUUUCUGGUCAUAUCUGGUACGAGGAUUUUCUCUCCUGUUUAACAGGUCUCUUUUCUGGUGAAAGGAACUUUUACACCAAACCCUUUGAAAUUGCAAGAUAAAUUAUCUCUGUCUUGUUUUACAGACACGAUACUUUGUCAACAAGGCACCUUUUAUAAAGAUCGUCCAGUUUUAUUUCACACAUGGUUGAACUAAACAUUUCUUAACAAAAAGGGGUGGGUAUUUAUAUGGUAUUGUGAUGUUUACAAGCUCAGUGUCAUGGAACAGUAAAAGGGAACUAAAACUAAGAAUGCAUUGAGGUAAUUUUGAAAAGGAUGCAAUAACGUGGGACUUUAACACAAUGCCAGGGUCAGGAUGGAGUGGAUGCAUUCCACAGUAACUUUCACACACCAACAGAUUCUAGACCAGGACUGCCCCACACUGUUUCUCUACACAGCAGUUGUCCUGCAGGUUGUGUAAAACCCUUAAUCCAGCACACCUGAUUAUUGUAAUAAUCUGGUUGAUACGCUGAAUCAUGUUUGUUACAAGUUAGGUUGGAGAGAGUAAACCUACAGGACGGUCAGUCCAGUAACAGAGAUGGACAGCCCUGUUCAGAUUAUAACCGUGUGACAAAACUAGAAACGUAGAGGAAGAUGACCGUCUGAAAGCCUGUUUGGGUGUGACGGUGAAGCCAUGACAGUGUUGCUGUGUGUCACCUUGCUUAGCUCAGCAGCAGACCAUUACAACCCUUUCUGGAAACUUCUGUUUCAAACGACGUUGUUAGUGGUCACACUCUUUUUGGUACUUCCACAUUUGAAGCCCCCCGAUUUGUUGAAUCCAUGCCCAGUAAGAUUGUGAUUGGAUAGAAUCUGGUUUUACAUUUGAAGGAGCUUCAUUACAAUACCAUAUUGUCGUAACUCUUUUGGUGCUUUUACUUAGGGAAUUAUAACUUAAAAAAAAAAUUAAGAUUGUAUUUGUUCAGAAUUGGUGCAGAACGUCAUAAUUUUGGAUGCACUUCAAAAGCUUUUAAACUUGUUAUUUUGUAUCCCUUUAUGAUUUGACCUCUCGCUCACUUGUUGCCUCAAGUUCAAGUAUUUUAUUUGUCACAUACAACAAAUGUAUUGAAAUGUGAAAGGGUCUAUGCUCCACCUUGUGCAAAAAUAAAAUUUUAAUAAAUUUAAUUACAUUUAUUUCAAAAAGGUGCUGAAUUUAAAAUGUUUAGAUCAAGUGUCUCACUGCCUGUGGGUAAAAACUUUCAAAAAAGCCUUUGUGAGUUAAUUAGCCUUAUUAUUUAGGGGGAAGUACUUGCUACAUAAGUACUCUACUUACAUUUGUAAUGGGAGGUGUAUGUUCCUAUGAUUGUAUAGUUUUAUAGGAGGGAAUUGCAGGUUCACUUCUCACAGUGUUUCUAUGUACCUAACCUGAUAUGUUCACUGUGUAGAGUGAACUGAGGGAGAGUUCUUCAAGGUUACAGUCGUUCCUGUUCUGUAGAAUGUCUACUAGUACCACCAUAGAAUCACAAAGUGCCAUAACAAUGUAUAUGACUAUGAACUGUACUCCUGUGCAUGGACAAAUAAAUGUAACUGAGACAA